CAAAGGGAUAGAGCAUCAUUUCCUACAAUUACCUUUCGUUUUUACUGCCGAAUGUUAAAUUUAUUCGAAUGGGCUGGGUGGUUGACAAAAGGCGCCGGGUUGACCAAAGUUAUUGUAAGAGGUAUUCCUAAUGUCGGGAUUUGCGAACGGAAGUAUAACUUUGGACGAGGAGCGGGACUUCUACUAUGCCGGUCAAGUGUUGUCAGGAAAGCUUGAGUUUGGUAUCAAUCAGCCACUUCAGUUCAAGGCCAUCAACCUAGUGUUCCACGGUGAAGCCAAUGUGUCUUGGGAGGAAACAGAGGUGGAGGAAUAUGACGGAGUGCGGAGUUACAAUAACAUACAAUAUGGCGGUAAAGAGGUGUUCUUCCAUGUAGAGCAAUGUGUUUGUGGAGGUGUUGGUAUAUCUCAGCUGCAGCCCGUUAGCCACGUCAUUCCAUUCCGGUUCCAAAUACCGCCCACAGUGCCUUCGAGCUUUGGUACAGGAGAUGACGAUGAAGAGAGAACCAUUUAUUACUUUGUCAAGGCAGUUCUCGAGUACCACGAUAGCCCUGUACUCGAGAAGUUGAAGAAAGAUUUCGAAGUGGUGGUGCCACUGGAUUUGAACCUCAACCCAGAGAUGCAGGUAGAAAACGAGGUUAUCUUCGAGGAAGCCAUCAGCUCGUGCUUCUGCGACUCAGGGCUAUUGAAGGUGACCGUGACGCUGCCGGCCACCGGCUUCGCCCCUGCCAUGGUGAUGCCUAUUGCUGUCAAAGCUGACAACCAAAGCUCGGUGGAGGUCACCAAGAUUCUCUUCGAGUUGGUUCAGAGGGUAAAAUAUUUCAGCACGGACCCACCAUCAAAAAAAGAGGAACCGGAAACCAGGCUCCAGUACUCUAAAACCGGCGCCGUUCCAACCAAGACGAGGAGAAACUUCGAACACAACUUUCAGAUACCGGACUUAAUACCGGUUAUCACACAGAACUGUAAUAUCAUCAAAGUGGGCUACUUCAUUAAGAUUAAACUAGUACUCAGUGGCUGCAACGACGACUUAGAAGAUGAAAUGGAAAUCUGCCUCGGCCAAAUUCCCAUACGAGAGAUGAUAGACGGCGAGUACGUACAUCCCUUACAAAGUGACUUGCCUAAAGGCCCUAUACCCCAUCCAGGAGAACCACCUACAGAAAUACCCCCUUAUGUAUAUCCGUCACAGACACUAAAAGUUAUUUCUAAUUAUACUGUAAGUGCUUAUCCGUAUCCUAAUCAAAAUCAACCUUACCCAGGUGUUGAUCCUAGCGCUGGCGCGAACCCACCAUACCCUGGUGGGAUCCCACCUUACCCUGGUGGGAUCUCACCUUACCCUGGUGGGAUCCCACCUUACCCAGGUGGUAACCCUAUUGCUACCCCGAACCCACCUUAUCCUGGCGUCCCUGGACCUAACCAGGGAGGGUUAGGUCCAGGGACGCCAGGGUAUGGUGGGUUUCCUAGUAACCCUGCCCCUGUGAUAGGGUUUGUGGUUACUCCUUACAAUACAAGCGCGCCUCCGGAGAGUCCGAAGUAACUUUCACGGUACAGUUUUAACGUCAAGUAAUAUAGGAUUCACAAAUCGGGAGUCUUCGAGACAAAAUAAUUUGAACCUUCUGUAAAGCAAUUAAAUUUCAUAUUUAAAUGACAGCGCCAAUCCUUGCCGUGUCGGUUGUUCGCGACCGUUACUGCUGCCAUAUAAUUUACUAUGAUAUGAAUAUGAAAUCGAACUACUGUGUUCUGUGUAGGAGGUUUGUACUUCUUCGACUCGAAACGCGCACCGACUCAGGCGGUUUUUGAAUCCUACAUAAUACGGCACCGUCAGAUAUUUCACAAAAACGUACAAUAGUCAAUAAUAGAGUUGGCCGGUCGAAGUAUUUUACAGAUGGCGCCAGCAUAGCUUGCCCUGCCAAUCACUAGAAUUAUGUCAAAUUCUUGGUUUUUUUAAAGGCCUGGAUGCCCUUUAAGCCAAAUCUCAUAGAAAAAAACCAGAGAAAGGGGCAAGCUAUGAUAGAGCCAUGGCUAUAUAAUAGAUGCAUCUAUGCAAACCUUUGACAGUUGCCGAACCCAUGCGGGGUAAGUGAAAUUUUGCAAACGAGGUCUUUAGAUGCACGACACCCGCAGGCUGGAGUGCAUUAAAGACUUGAGUUUGCAAUAUUCUUACCCCCGGAGUCACACAGAAUGUUUUUCAUCACACUUGCGAAAAAAACUAAAUUUUAAGCAAAAUAAUUCUUAAAAUACGGUGACAUUGGUAUUUAUAAACAAAAGGGUAAAAACGGGACCCUAUUACUAAGACUACACUGUCCGUCUAAUUAAAGUAAAAAAAAAAUUUUUUCCAUACAAAAAAAUAAUGUUUUACCACAGCGAAAUUUUUUUAGGAACUUCGGGUCAAAAAUUUUGUUUUGGCCUCUAGUAUGUGUGUGCCAAACGGCUAACCUGUACAUCGAUUUGCGGUAUUUUUAUACGAACGGGUUAGACUAUAUUGGCUGUCUACUUAAAAGAACUGCCGAUGGCGUUGUAAAUAAACCUUCAGCUUUGCUAAUGAAGUCGCUUUUUGAGGGCCAGGUUAUUUAAAAUAUAUCUACAGCUAGUAGAACUACAAAUUACGUAGGUAGUUGUUAAAAGCUUACUAAAUAAGCAUAAAUGCCAUAACAAUAAAGAAAAAGAAAUAAAAACAAUUAUAACUUUUAUAAGUAUUUCUUGUUGUACUACCUCAUGUGCAUUUGUAAUUUAUGGAAACUAUUUUUGUACAAAAAUGUUGCUUUAUUCGAGGCAUUUUACUUAUCGAGUACGAAUAGUAAAAUAAUCACAAAUCGAAAUAAUGUAUACAAUAAAAUGAUACUAUUAUUUAUGUAAGCUGUAAUGUCGGUAUGUGCCAUUAAAAUAAAAGGUGCUAUAUUUCAGAAUGUAACUACUUUUUUACGAUAUUAUAGGUAUACAUUUAUAUAUAAUUUAUUUCUUAUUUGUUACAAAAUAUGCCAUUGCGGAAAUAAA
Messenger RNA from Cydia strobilella, 2991 nucleotides. RefSeq names its product arrestin domain-containing protein 1-like. Gene Ontology annotation, biological process: protein transport. The record is from RefSeq and is a predicted model, not a curated record. Lineage: Eukaryota; Metazoa; Arthropoda; Insecta; Lepidoptera; Tortricidae. Gene Ontology annotation, cellular component: cytoplasm. The coding region runs from base 131 to 1534 and encodes 467 amino acids. The transcript is spliced from 8 exons.